This is a messenger RNA of Sardina pilchardus (European sardine), 2875 nucleotides long. RefSeq names its product sodium/hydrogen exchanger 9B2. The record is from RefSeq and is a predicted model, not a curated record. NCBI's taxonomy places the organism in Eukaryota, Metazoa, Chordata, Actinopteri, Clupeiformes, Clupeidae. Gene Ontology annotation, biological process: proton transmembrane transport. Gene Ontology annotation, cellular component: membrane. Gene Ontology annotation, molecular function: antiporter activity. The coding region runs from base 234 to 1883 and encodes 549 amino acids. The transcript has 13 exons.
AGUAAAUUAAAUUUAUUGCGGUCUCGUAAGACCAUACCUUGACUGCUUUUAUCAUAGGCAAUCAGACGUUUUCAACUAACCACGUGAGGUAGUCGCUAACAACUUGACGCACGGCGGGGUUUUGGAAAGGAUGAUCAGGUGACGCCUUUAUGGAAGUAAGCCAAGUCCAGAUAUCUCGGGUGGAGCGCACUGAUGGUCAGUCACAUUGAGAGUAUAGUUAAAUCUGCGAUGCCAUGGAAGGUACCUAUUCAAGACCACACUCUGCCAUAUCCCUGGGGACCGAAGAAGGAGCUAGCCCCACAUGCAACCAUGCCGAGUCACACCUCAACGUUGACCAAAUGCUCCAGGUGGUACCAAAGCGCUCAGAGAGCCCCAGCGUAACGGAGGAGACCGUCUUCAUCCCGCCGUCUGUGUCUUCGGUGGACGCGUGCACCAACACCGACCCACCAGACAAAUGCUGCGAAAGGCUGCAGAUGCUAUGGCCCCCAAGGGGCAUCAUCGCUGCCCUCAUAACCAAAGUGACCAUGGCAGCCGUUCUUUUUGGGGUGGUGUGGUCCAUCACGGUGAAGGAGUGCGAACCAGGCGGCAACCUGUUUGGCAUCGUCGUGCUCUUCAUCUGUGCGGUCAUUGCCGGCCGAGUGAUGGGACUCAUCCGCCUCCCUAAGCUACCUCCUUUCCCUCCUCUGCUGGGCAUGCUGCUAGCAGGUAUCCUCCUCAGGAACAUCCCAGUGGUCACUGACGCCGUCAAAAUCGACAAAGACUGGUCGGCAUCGCUAAGGACAAUCGCUCUCGCGGUCAUCCUGGCCAGAGCUGGUCUAGGCCUGGAUGGAUCAGCUCUGAAGAAGUUGAAGGGAGUGUGUGUGCGGGUGGCCAUGGGACCCUGCCUGAUCGAGGCCAGCGCUAUAGCUGUUGCCUCGCACUUCAUCAUGGGCCUGCCCUGGGUCUGGGGCUUCAUACUGGGGUUUGUGUUGGGCGCGGUUUCCCCCGCGGUGGUGGUGCCCUCCAUGCUGUUGCUGUCGAAAGACGGCUAUGGCGUGGAGCAAGGCGUGCCCACCCUCCUCAUGGCUGCGGGCAGCUUCGAUGACAUCCUGGCCAUCACCGGCUUCACCACCUGCCUGGGCAUGGUGUCAGCUACAGGGGCUGCCUGGUUUAACCUGGUGCGGGGCCUGUUGGAGGUGCUGGGUGGUAUGGUGGCGGGAAUUCUCCUCGGCUUCUUCCUGCAGUACUUUCCCAGCAAAGACCAGAAACAAGUGGUGAUGAAGCGCUCCUUCUUUGUGCUGGGCCUGUCUGUGUUUGCUGUGUUUGGCAGUAACGUGGCCGGCUUCCCAGGCUCGGGGGGCCUGUGCACACUGGUGCUGGCCUUUGUGGCCGGAGUGGGCUGGAAGGAAUCCAAGGUUCCUGUGGAGGAGAUAGUGGGAAGGGCCUGGGACGUCUUCCAGCCGCUGCUCUUUGGUCUCAUAGGCGCCGAGAUCACCUUCUCUGAACUAGACGGCCGCACCGUGGGUUUGGGUAUUGCUGCUCUUCUUAUUGCACUGGCUAUUCGUCUUCUCUUCACAUUUGUCAUGGUGAUGUGUGCCGGCUUCAAUUUCAAAGAGAAGAUAUUUAUUGCAAUAGCUUGGAUGCCCAAAGCGACAGUGCAGGCUGCUAUCGGGUCCACGGCUCUGGACAUGGCUCGCAAAAAGCAGGACCCAGACCUGGAGAGGUACGGCAUGGACGUGCUGACCGUUGCAGUACUCUCCAUCCUCCUCACAGCGCCCAUCGGAGCCAUCCUGAUCGGCCUCUUGGGACCAUACCUCCUUCAGAAGCCCAAGAACCCCUCAGCUUGGGGUCUGGGGGGUAGACAAUCAACAGACACCCCAGUCACCUAUGAGAGCGCCAUCUGAUGUGCGCAACACUGCCACUGCACUGGACAACCAGGGAAGGGGAGGUGUUUGGUAACUGAAGAGGUGACCUAUAACAUCAGAGGAAGAAGCAAGUGCGCGUCUUGGCAAGCAAGUCCUCUUCAGGGGUUUACCCGCCUGCUUUAAACGGGUGUCUUUUGCUGACCUGGUGCUGGAGCGGGUGAAUCAUGUUUGUAUUUAUAGCUCUGUAAAUUCCUGCUUACACUUUUCAUAAAGGGCUUAGGCACUGUCCCUCAUCCUGUCAAUCCACUGUACACUCAUGUCUGCACCUGGCUACUAACACACACACACAUACACACACACAAGACCAAAUCAAAAUUCUGGCAGCAUUUGUCUGACUUUUGAAAAUCAAAUGGAUAGCUUUCGAUAUACACAGAGUGCAAUAUCAACACUAACACAGAGUGUAUAAGCAUGGUACUUCAUACCAAAAAUGUGUGUUGUAUUCAUUUAUUUUAUUUAAAGAUUAGGUUGUAGUGUCGAGUUCAAGUGAUUUCUAAUGAAAUUAAGAUUAUAUGAAAAUAUCUGAAGAGAUUGGUGAAGUGAAUAGGAGACAUAUUACAUUGUAGAAGCCAGUAUUUAUGAAUAUAAAAGAUUAGGGAAAAUAGCCAUUUUGUCCAAUUAUGCUUUGUUGGCAACAUUUUUGUUGAAUGGAAAGCAGAAUCUUGGUCACGACAGAGUUUAAUUGCGGCCUUUAUGCAUUAUUGUGGUUCAGGUAUUCAUUCUUUUAUGCAUUUUAAAAUGCAUAUUUCAUGUGUCCAUUGAGAUGUUUUUUUUAUAUAUACAUAUAUGCUCUUUUAUUGUCUUGCCAUUGAAUGUUAAUGGUUUUAUUUUACUCCCGUGGUGAUGAUAGAUUUUAAUAUAUUUUGUAUUGUGAGGCUUUUCCUUGUCAUAGUGCUUUCAGUGUUUACAAAAACACUACAAUAGUGUUAAGAGUGAAUUUGUAUAGUAUAAAAUAAAGUUAUACGCGAACCUAA